Molecule: messenger RNA, 2332 nt
Organism: Mycena citricolor
Lineage: Eukaryota; Fungi; Basidiomycota; Agaricomycetes; Agaricales; Mycenaceae
Source: the annotation of a GenBank genome assembly
AAGAGAAUGUCGGAGAACACCCAGUGUCGUUUCCACACCCAUCUGCGUCAGAUGCCGCCGAUGAAUUCGCCUACGCCGCGGUGUCGACGCCUGGCGCGUCUGGCACGAAGUUGCAGGGACCGUCACGUGUUGUUCCUAAUCGCAGUCGCGUAGAUGCGUACUCGUCCAGAUCACAGGUGUCGGGGAUACAGCGGAUGCAGGCCGGAGCACAGAGAACGACGUCAAGAUUAGGGGUAACGCGGUCGGUAGGACGGGUCGAGCCUAUCAGGGUGUCAGAGCCGGCAGUUGAGGAUACAGACACGGACGACGAACCUCCAGCUCCUUACCAGUCGACUUCGGACGCGUUGUCACGCUCUCGUUCGCGUGGUUCUGGAUCUCUCGGACAAUCAGGAAGUGUUCGGCCCAGACGGUCCGCCAGUCUCAGCGAUGCCCUCACCAACGAAGACGACGGACCCUACUACCCUAAUCCGACUCACUACCAAGGACAAUCGAGUUCAAGACCGACUACCAGCCUUGGUUUCGCCACUUCAGAUGCUGGUGGGGAUGGCCCGCGGAGAGUGAUGAUGGAUGAACGUGAGAGAGCGUCGGUUGAAGCAUUGACAAUUCAGAAGAAGCAUGCAAAUCCAGGUCGCUUAGACGACGUGCAACACGAUCAGCUCCAGACGAACGAUCCACACCAGCGGCAAUCACCCUCUCCAACAUAUGGCCGACCCUCCCGUUUUACACACAAGCGCCGAGACUCAGAUACCUUACGUUCGGUGCCUAAUGCUGCGAGCGUCUCUCCCUCAGGCAGCAGUAUGCCAGGCUCCCGUCUGUCACCGACCGUCCGCAGUUUGUCAUCUUCGGGGGUUAGCGCUGCAGCCGCUAAGCAUCGACGCAGCGGCACUGCUCCUGAACAACCCACAACGAGCGGUAUGCUUGGACCAUCAGGGCCGUCAUCGGCAUUGGGUCGGACGUGGAGUGGCGAACGAGAGAGUUGGGGAUGGGAGAACCAGCCGAGCAAGGAACGAGAGACGACCAGAGAACGAGAACGGCGGCCUCUGCAAUUGACUCAACAGCAGCUAGAGGCACAACAGCACAUCGAGGCGCAACGACAGCAACUUCAGCAGCAGAUACAGCAGCAACAGCAACUCCAGCAGCAGAUACAACAGCAGCAACAACAGCUUCUUCUUCAGCAACAGCAGCAAGCGACGCGCACCUUCGUGGUCAACAAAAAACCUUACGCGCGAUUGGACAUGAUCGGGAAAGGGGGAACUUCACGCGUCUUUCGGGUGCUCAGUGGCGCAAAUGAGCUAUAUGCGAUCAAACGGGUGUCGCUGGACAAGACAGACGCAGAAACGAUGAACGGGUACAUGAAUGAAAUCGCACUGCUCAAGCGGCUCGACGGCAAUCAACGGAUUAUUCGGCUCAUCGACUCGGAAGUCAAGCCUGGUCCAGGGGGAGGCAAGGGACAUCUCUUCCUUGUCAUGGAAUGCGGUGAAAUCGACCUUGCACGCUUGGUCAGCGAACAGGCGAAAGAGCCGUUGAACAUGGUUUGGGUGGCUUACUACUGGCAGCAGAUGAUGCAGGCUGUUCAUGUCAUACAUGAGGAGAAGAUUGUGCAUUCUGAUCUCAAGCCGGCCAACUUUGUGCUUGUCCGCGGCCAGAUCAAACUGAUUGACUUUGGGAUUGCGAACGCCAUCGCGAACGACACGACGAACAUCCAACGCGACCACCAGGUUGGGACUGUCAACUACAUGAGCCCCGAGGCCAUCGAACUGCCUGAUGGCAUGCGCCGCCUGAAAGUUGGACGUGCCAGCGAUGUCUGGUCGCUGGGCUGUAUUCUGUACCAGAUGAUCUACGGACACCCGCCAUUCCAGCAUCUGUCCGUGUAUCAGAAGAUGAAGGCCAUCCCCGAUGCGGAGUAUGCGAUUGACUUCCCGGAAUACUCUACGCCGGUGGCCGCUGCGAAACCGGCUAGCCCUGCACUAAGCACGCCUCCAAAAAAGCAAGAACAUCUUCGCCGCAGGGUACGGCCCGAUGUGAUCGAGAGCAUCAAAAGCUGUCUGCGCCGGAACCCAAAACAGCGAGCUCUGAUCCCCGAGUUGCUGGAGCACGACUGGUUGUCUGUGAGAGACCCGCCGUCCGCCAAAGACCUCCUUUCUGAGAAAGAGACUAUUAUCACACCAUAUUACAUGGCCCAGCUGCUCCAGUAUGGAAUAUCGCUCGGCCAAAACCCGAAUACAGAUUCAAGUAAUGAAGCGCUGCUCAAAGAGGCUGAGCGUCUUGUUGCAGAGCUUAAAUCGGUGCAGAGUGGUGCAUCUUGAUCGUACAUCUGUAUUACCCAAUUCGC